AUGAGUUUAUUAAGGACGCAACAUCGGGCUCUGAAGCUUCAUGAAAUCAUCGAGGAACUGGAAAAUGACGAUGAUUCUCUAGUGCCAGAUUCUCUGAUCAUAUUUCCACCUGAAAAUUGUAAUGCGGACGUUACGGACGAAGAUUCGGGGGAUGAAAACAUAGUUUUGUUGCAUAAUUUACCUGGUACACAACUACGAGCCCAUGCAGAAAUUCACUAUGGUUCAUCAGAUAGUGAGGAGGAUGAUCUGCCACUACAUGAACUGGCAAAACGUCAGCGGAUUGACCGUGGUAGUACCAGUGGCAUGCAGCAAGACUCUCAAGUACCCACUACUUCAACACAGCCGACAGAACUAACAACUGUUGUCCCUAAAAACAAAAGUUACACUUGGGUAUCACGAAACAUUCAUCCAUCGUCGAAAACUUGGGAAGAUAAGCAAAGUGUGGCGUUGAAACAAACGCCUCUGUACUAUUUCGAAUGUCUGUUUGACUGUGAAAUUAUACAUUUAUUUGUGGAGUACACUAAUCUGUAUGCUACUCAGAAAAACAAAGCAGGAAAUGUGACAAAAGAAGAGAUGAAGUGUUUCUUCGGAAUAUUGCUAUUCAGUGGCUAUGUGGUAUUACCAAGAAGGCAAAUGUAUUGGGAAAAUGCUUCCGACUGUGGCAUGCCCAUAAUUUUCAAUGCUAUGUCCAGAGAUCGUUUCAACUUUAUUAUGGACAACUUACAUUGUUGUGACAACACAAAUUUACAACAAAAUGAUAAAUUUGCCAAGAUUCGACCGCUUUUAGAUGCAUUGAAUGCAAAGUUUUUGAAUUUUGCGCCUUUCGAGGAAAAUCAUAGUAUAGACGAAGCGAUGGUGCCUUACUACGGUGGUCACUCAUGUAAGCAAUUCAUACGUGGGAAACCCAUCAGAUGGGGAUAUAAAUUUUGGGUGGGUGCUACUCGUUUGGGAUAUGUCAACUGGUUCGAACCCUAUCAAGGACAUUCUGGAGAAGUCUUGAGCCAGUACAGAAAACUUGGAUUGGGAGUAAGCGUCAUUCUGCAGAGCGUAGCCACCGGAAUAUUAGAAACAUUUAGGAAGAAUCAGCGGAAACCUGGCCGUACGUCUGGUGCCUAUCUGGAGUCUUCACG
Ostrinia furnacalis (Asian corn borer) is the source of this 1130-nucleotide messenger RNA. Its product is annotated as piggyBac transposable element-derived protein 3-like. The transcript is spliced from 3 exons. The annotation marks the transcript as partial. The record is from RefSeq and is a predicted model, not a curated record. Lineage: Eukaryota; Metazoa; Arthropoda; Insecta; Lepidoptera; Crambidae. Gene Ontology annotation, molecular function: sequence-specific DNA binding.